Molecule: messenger RNA, 3545 nt
Organism: Linum trigynum
Lineage: Eukaryota; Viridiplantae; Streptophyta; Magnoliopsida; Malpighiales; Linaceae
Source: the annotation of a GenBank genome assembly
ACCGUCGGCUGAGGCCUGAGUGCUUCACUCCAGUUAACUUAUGCUUAUUCCUUUUCAUGAUCUCCUCGCGGCCGCUGGCGACACAGAUAUAUUCUUUUAGGUGUUGGGUUCGCGGGGGAAAUUGGUUUGGAUGAUAGAGCUUGUCAUUGGUAUUGGAAUAGAAUUGAUUCAUUCCGAGGAAGGGCGGGCGAAGAGCUGGUAGUAUCUAUUGAUGACUGUCAGCAGUGUCCGGGUCUCUCAUUGCCAAGGCUUUCAAUUUAACGCAGUUCAGCAGCUCGGCAUGGCUAGGAUCAUCCAUCGAAUCUGCUAUCGGUAUCAUUGGAGAAGACAAGCAGGUAUUACUGAAUUCCCUUAUGCUUAUUGUCCAGCUUCUGCCACAGCUCCUCUCUCGACCUACUUCUCCUCCAAUCCAACUAGUCCUCGGACCUCCAAUUCUGUAACUUUCGCCAGCAUAGAUGAUGCCUUGGAUUCAUUUAAUAGGAUGCUCCGCAUGAACCCUAGACCCUCAAUUGUGAAAUUUUCUCAGUUGGUAAAUUCUCUUAUGAGAAUGAACGCCUUCGAGGCUGCCUUGUAUGCGUCUAAACAAAUGGAAGUAGCUGGAUUCCACCAUGAUCUUCACACGCUGAGCAUGUUGCUUCGUUGCUUCUGUAAAUUGGGUCGAGUGGAUUUUGGCUACUCAGUUUUGAGCAAAGCUUUGAAACUUGGUGUUCAAUUCAAUGAUGUAAUGCUCAGUACAUUGAUUGAUGGGCUCUGUAAAGUUGGGAAAGUAAUCGAGGCUGCAAGGUUGGUUCAUAGGAUUCAGAUUCUGGGUUAUCAUCCGAAUGUUAUUUCUUAUACCAUAAUUAUAGAUGGAUUAUGCAAGGUAGGGCAAACGAGUGCAGGACUUGAAUUGCUAAAAAACAUGAAGGAGUUUGGCUGUCAACCUAAUGUCGUUAGUUAUAACACAGUCAUUAGCAGCCUAUGUAAGGAUGGGAUGGUAUCGUAGGCUUUUGAUGUUUUUUCCAAGAUGAAGGAUGAAAAGAUUCAACCAGAUGUGUUCAGUUACAAUAGCUUGAUUGCUGGUUUGUGCAUUUCAAGCAGAAUCAAUGAAGCUAUGAAGUUACUCAAUGAAAUGGAAGAGAGGAAGAUCAAGCCCGAUACAGUUAGCUAUUCCACAUUGGUUGAUGCUUUUUGCAAGGAAGGAAAUGUUUUGGGAGCUAAAGUUAUACUCAAAGUGAUGAUUCAAAGAGGAUUUCUUCCGAAUGUCAUCACAUACAAUUCAUUGCUGGAUGGGUACUGUUUGCGCAAUGAAUUAGACAAAGCUAGAAAGUUAUUUGAUUUCGUGGUCAAUAAGAGAUGUGAACCUAACGUUUACUGUUAUAGUAUCAUGAUUCGUGGAUAUUGUAAUAAUGGAAGGAUGGAUGAAGCUGAAGAAUUACUUAAUGAUAUGCUGGAGAAGGAUUUGGCUCCGAAUACAGUCACUUAUACUACUAUGCUAAAUGGAUUUUGUCAAGCAGGGAGGCUUAAAGAUGCACAAAAAAUUCUCAAGAAAAUGAGUGGUCAGGGUUGUUCCCCGGAUAACGUGACAUACAAUAGCUUGCUUGAUUACUUGUGUAGACAAGGUCAACUUGACGGUGCAUUAGCUCUAUUUCAAGUAAUAGAAAAUAGUAGGUUGAAGUCUGAUAUUACAGGGUACAGUAUCCUUAUGGACGGGCUGUGGAAAGCAGGGAAGGAAAAGGAAGCUAGGGAAAUGUUUUCUAGGCUCUCUAGAGACAAGUUUUUGCAACCUGAUACCCGCACAUAUACCAUUACAGUUGAUGGACUAUGCAGACAAGGUUUUGUCGAUGAAGCAUAUGAUCUGUUCAGGAAAAUGGAGGGGGAUAGUUGUCUACCAGAUAGUUGCUCUUACAACGUGAUUAUUCAUGGGUUUCUUCGCCAUAAGGAUCCCCUUGAAGCAAUAGGCCUCAUUCAUGAGAUGGUUUCUAAAGGUUUCUCAGCCGAUGCAACCACGAUGUCUUUGCUAAUAGAAUUGUUGCCCAAGAAUCAGUUGGAUCACCCAAUUUUCCAGAAGCUGUUGAAUGGUCCUGAUAUUAAAACUCAUAAAAUAGGGUCUACUGAUCUAUCAGCUGCUGCAACUCAAGGAACUUGCUGAAAUUCCCAUCCAAAUUCCAGGUGCAUGAUCCUGUAGCUGAUCGAUAUCCCUCGGUUUCGAGAAGAUUCUGAUGAUAGAAAAGUGGCUGGAACUAAAUCUCCGAGGCAUGAUCCUUGCCACUGCUUACAUAUGUGUUUCCCUACUUCCUGGUAUGUCAGGAAGAACUUUAUUUAAGGGCUCUGCAUAUUGCUGGUUUUCUCUGUUUGCUGCAUAAAUGAGCUCCUUGUAUGUUUCGGUCUACACUAAGCAUGGGAGUAGAUGAUGAUCCAUGUUUGAAAGCUAUUUGUGGUUAUUGUUUGGAGAUAGGAAUUAACUUAGCUCGCUUGUUUAGUAACAACUACCUUUUUGCGCCAAAGCCAUUGAAUGGAACUCUAGCAUUCUGCUCUUGUCAAGAAGAAGCAAUGCUUUUGGUUACCCAUUUUGGACUUCAGUCAUCUGAAUGGGAUAGUUAUCAGCUUUCAAAGGAAGCUUGUGUUAGGAAGAAGGUAUGACUUUGAUCACAGUUCAAUUGAUCUAGUCUUAGUCUUUCCUUAUAUUUUCGAUUGGAAUUUGAGUGCAAAUAUUAUGGAUAUAUGUCUGAAGUUGUGUAUUGGAAUUUGUUUGCUUUCAUCCUCUGAGGGUCUGCCAUUUCACAGUUGUAUUUCACAAAUAAGUAAUCUGGUGGUGUUUUCUCUCUUGCUUGUUGUGCUGGACAGUGCUCCACUGGAAUGGAACCUUGAUGAGUUGCUGGAUAAGAUAUGAGAGUAUCUAGAUCUCACUCGCAUAUACAAAAAGCCCAAUGGGACGAACCCAGAUUAUGAAGACCCUGUGAUCCUCUCAUCAAAGAAGCGGACUGGGAGGACUUUUGCAACCAGAUUCUCAAGUAGUGAGUAUCUUGUCAUUUCAGUUUUUGCUUUUAGACAUACUUGACCAGUUGACCCUCAAAAUAAUGCACUUGAAAUGAAGCUGUAGAGCCUCCUGAUUUAGCUGUGUGUUUGUUUAAGUGUAUCCAGAUCAUGUUGCGAUGAAUCGGACAUUUGGUACAUGGUGGAUACAAGAUCAGACGUGUAAAUUUUUUAGAUAAACAGGGGUGGAUAUGAGUUUUGAAAUGAUCUUUGUUGUGUUCCAAAAGGUGUCCGAACUAGGAUUUAUUAUGGCGUUAGAUUGCUCUACUUGGUUAACAGGUGCGAACUUGAGUUGAAACUGUAGAGCAUGAUGAUUCAGCCGUGUGUUUGUUUAUGAUAUGCAAGUUGACGCAAUUAUAUGAACUCAUUUUUGUCCGGGACUCUAUACAUUACCUUACCCAGUUCCUGGAUGUGGUUUAAGUUAUCUUUUCCUUCACAUAUUUAGGAAUGACAAAAACAGUAAUAUCAGACUAUCAGUGGAUAAUCCCCACAAAUCUGAUUUAAUUGCAGAGUAAAACCUUUACCUCGAA